This is a messenger RNA of Vicia villosa (hairy vetch), 1831 nucleotides long. Its product is annotated as F-box/kelch-repeat protein At3g23880-like. The transcript has a single exon. Lineage: Eukaryota; Viridiplantae; Streptophyta; Magnoliopsida; Fabales; Fabaceae. Gene Ontology annotation, molecular function: protein binding. The coding region runs from base 360 to 1169 and encodes 269 amino acids. The record is from RefSeq and is a predicted model, not a curated record.
CAAAUCGGAACCAUUAGAAAACUGUUUCAGAAUGUAAAAACACAAAAAAACUGGAAGAGUUUGUUGCAGUGUUCCGGAGUAUCAUUGAACAAAGCUGAAGAGUUUGUAAGUAUGUUCCGGUUUAUCACGUCACAAAUCGAAACCGUUUCAAAAAGUUUUCCGGUUUGAUUUACAAAUCCCAAGGCUUACUUGAGGUGUUCCGGGAGUUUUGUAAAUCGGAAGAGCUAUGCAAUCUGUUCUAGAAGGCAUUGAAAGAGAGGUUUUUUUUUCGGAACAGUUUUGAUCGUUAAAAAAUCAAAGUGAAUAUUUUUAAAAUAUAUUUAUACAAAACUUGCAUACAACAUUGAUACAAGAAGAUCAUGUUGCUGCCUGAAGAAUUGAUCUUCCAAAUCUUGUUGUGGUUACCAGUUAAGUCUCUUAUACGCUUCAAGUGUGUUUGUAAAUCAUGGUUUUCUCUUAUCUCUCAUGAUCUCCACUUUAUAAAUUCACAUUUUCAACUCACUGCCACCACAACACCCCAUCAUAGGAUUCUGUUCAUAUCAACUUUCCCCUUUAAAACACUUUCUAUAAAUUUUGAACCAUUGCUUGACGAUUUCAAUGCUUCUGUUUCACUCGACCUUGAUGGUAUCUUUCCGUGGUAUUCUAAAAAUGUUGCAAUUAAUGGGUCUUGUAGAGGUUUCACACUUUUAUGUUGUUACUCAGAAAUCUACAUAUGGAAUCCAUCUACCAGUGUUCACAAACAAAUACCUAUAUCUCCUUUUGGUUUCAAUUUAAUUGCCGAUCAUUUCUAUGGCUUUGGUUAUGACCAUUCAACCGAGGAUUACUUGGUUGUUUUAAUGUCUCAUCAUGAUUCGGAAAAUCGUCCAUUACACUUGGAGUACUUCUCAUUGAAAGCUAAUACAUGGAAAGAAGUUGAGGGUCCUCACUACCCUUAUGCCAAUUGGGAUCUCUCUCGGCAGCCGCCCAAAGGCGGGUCACUCUAUAAUGGGGCUAUUCAUUGGUUGGCUUUUCGUAAUGAUUUAAAAACGGAUGUUAUUGUUGCGUUUCAUACAUGCUUUUGCCACGUGUUUUUGAUGGUAAGCCUAUGUGGUGUAGUUUAUGGAUAUAUGGAGAGUUUCUCAGCGUAUAUACUACUAACUAUACUAAUGAUACAGUUGAAAUAUGGGUGAUGAAAGAAUACAAAGUGAAUUCAUCAUGGACUAUGAGUCUUGUUCUUCCUAUUGAUAUCAUAACAGUCCGAUUCUUUUCUCCGUUGUGCUGUACAAAAAGUGGUGAUAUUGUUGGGACAAAUGAUGGCGAUGAUGGCAGUGGAUUGGUGAAGUAUGAUAAAAAUGGACAGUUUCUUCUAGAACAACAUUCUUAUACUAACAACAAUCGUAUAUGCCAAAUGACUAUGUAUACAGAGUCUCUGCUUUCACUCCCUAGUGAUGUUGACAACCAGCAAGCUUAAGAUGAUGACGCAAACAAGAAGUAUGAGGUUGCGAAAUAUUCUCCUUCAUUAUUUUCUUGAUAUUUAUAUUGAGCUAGAGCAUGGCUCCCACUGUAACAAUGCAGGUUGAUCCCAAGUGGCUAUGUGUGUAGAGUAGAGUCUUUGCAUACACGGUGAAGUGAGAAAGCUUAAGAAGAUGAUGCAAACAAGAAGAAUGAAAUUCUCAAUCAUAUGUUUGAAUGCAUUUGUAGAUACUAUGUGUUUUUUUUUCUAACUCAGUUUGUAAUAUGAGUAAGUGUGCCACAUGAACUAAUGUAAUAUGUCAAGAAAUGUUUAUUGUUAACUAUUUGUUUAUUAGUAACAUUGACAACUUUUCUUUGUCUGUGUGAUUCAAUGUUAUUC